This is a messenger RNA of Soboliphyme baturini, 453 nucleotides long. The record is from the annotation of a GenBank genome assembly. NCBI's taxonomy places the organism in Eukaryota, Metazoa, Nematoda, Enoplea, Dioctophymatida, Soboliphymatidae.
AUGGAAUUGGAACCGGUCAAAAACUUUAAUGCAGAGCUCGUCUCCUUGUACGAGAACAAGCCUCCGGUAAGCAAGGCAAAGAUGGUGUUGAUCACUAAGGCUGCCAUCAAAGCCAUCAAGUUCUACAAACACGUCGUGAUGAGCGUCGAAAAGUUUAUUCAGAAAUGUCGACCUGAAUACAAGGUACCCGGUCUUUACGUGAUCGAUUCGAUCGUUCGUCAGUCGAGGCAUCAGUUUGGACCAUCCAAGGAUGUUUUUGGUCCCAGAUUUUCGAAGAAUAUUACAGUUACUUUUCAGAAUCUUUUUAAACAUAUUCAGGGUACUGUAAUUCGAGUUUUACAACUUUGGCUGAAAAACAACGUUUUUCCAGAAGAGGCGCUUCGUCCGGUGAUUUCUCUUGCGCUUGAGUUAGGACUUGGUAUUUAUAAAAGCCAUCCUUUGAUUUUUCUGUAA